Nerophis lumbriciformis (worm pipefish) is the source of this 1092-nucleotide messenger RNA. The record is from RefSeq and is a predicted model, not a curated record. NCBI's taxonomy places the organism in Eukaryota, Metazoa, Chordata, Actinopteri, Syngnathiformes, Syngnathidae.
AUGACUCACCAGUUUCCCGCACUGACUCCCGCCCAGAAGAAGGAGCUGCAAGACAUUGCCCUGAGAAUCGUGGCCCCCGGCAAGGGCAUCCUCGCCGCCGAUGAGUCCACAGGCAGCAUGGCGAAACGCUUCACCCCCAUCGGUGUGGAGAACACAGAGGAGAACCGCCGGCGUUACCGCCAGCUGCUGUUCACGGCAGACGAGCGCAUCGACAGCUGCAUCGGCGGCGUCAUCUUCUUCCACGAGACACUCUACCAGAGCACCGACGAUGGCACGCCCUUCUCCAAGCUCAUCAAGGGCCGCGGCAUUGUCGUCGGCAUCAAGGUGGACAAAGGUGUUGUUCCCCUGGCUGGAACCAAUGGAGAGACUACAACUCAAGGUCUGGACGGGCUGUCAGAGCGUUGCGCUCAGUACAAAAAGGACGGCGCCGACUUUGCCAAGUGGCGCUGCGUGCUGAAGAUCAGUGAUACCACCCCAUCCGAGCUGGCCAUCUUUGAGAACGCCAACGUGCUGGCCCGCUACGCCAGCAUUUGCCAGCAGAAUGGUAUUGUUCCCAUUGUGGAGCCAGAGAUCCUCCCUGACGGAGAUCAUGACCUGAAGCGCUGCCAAUAUGUCACCGAGAAGGUUCUCGCCGCUGUGUACAAGGCUCUUUCGGACCACCACGUCUACCUGGAGGGCACUCUGCUCAAGCCCAACAUGGUCACUGCCGGACACGCCUGCCCCAGCAAGUACAGUGGCGAUGAGAUCGCUAUGGCGACCGUCACCGCCCUGCGUCGCACCGUGCCUCCUGCCGUCACUGGCGUCACCUUCCUGUCGGGCGGGCAGUCCGAGGAGGAGGCCAGUGUCAACCUCAACGCCAUCAAUACCUGCCCCCUGGCCAAACCCUGGGCGCUGACCUUCUCUUAUGGCCGCGCGCUGCAGGCCUCGGCCUUGCAGGCGUGGCGAGGGGACCUCAACAACGAGAAGGCCGCCACCGAAGAAUUCAUCAAGCGUGCCCAGGCAAACGGACUGGCCGCCAUGGGCAAGUACGAGUCCUCUGGCAGUGCCGGCGCAGCUGGACAGUCCCUCUACGUGGCCAAUCACGCCUAUUAA